Messenger RNA from Alosa sapidissima (American shad), 2720 nucleotides. It is a transcript of the gene tp53i13, whose product is annotated as tumor protein p53 inducible protein 13. The transcript is spliced from 9 exons. Bases 555 to 2192 code for a protein of 545 amino acids. The record is from RefSeq and is a predicted model, not a curated record. Lineage: Eukaryota; Metazoa; Chordata; Actinopteri; Clupeiformes; Clupeidae. Gene Ontology annotation, cellular component: cytoplasm.
UACAACAAGAGUUGACACAGAGGAAGUGAAAAAUUACGUAGCCUAGUUGCGUUAGCUACGUGCCCAGCAUAUUCAGUGAUUUCUCACGUUUAUGUCGCGUCUAAAUCUGUAAACACAGAAUGACCAGAAGCCUAUUGCAACAUGACUGAAGUCGAGAAAAGUUUGACACACAAGAGCUCCGGAUGAUGAACGCAUUUUAGCCUACAUAUCUUUCAAAAUGAUGCAUUUCAGAUUAUUUCAUUUUCCCAUCGUUUUGCCAGUUGCAAAUGCUUGACGUUAUAGGCUACUCAUUAUGUUAUACGCGUUUAAAAACGCGUGCGCGUGUCUUAGAUUAGCCUAAACUUCGUUUAAGAAAGUGAGUCAUGUUCAUACGAAUCGAACACUGUAGUCGUGGACCUGGCUUAGCCUAUAACCCUUUUAAGUUUUAUAAUUUUAGACGUCUUAAAUAGUUAGUGUUGGUAAUGACCUACUAAUCCUGUGGCGUUUGUAACGUUAGUGUAACUUCACGUGUGCUUAGAUGUCUUCACUAUUUUAUUGUCUUCUAACUGGAAGCUAUGACUCCACAAGUGAUAAUCCUGUUGACUGGACUUUGUUGGACAUGUUGCCAGUCGGCACUAGCCUGGCAAUUGUGUGACAAUGGCAAGUUUCAGCUGGAGCGAGAUUUGCCGCGUUCACUGUUAUAUUGCUCUGAGCCGUAUUUUGAAGAUUCUAAUCAGAAACAGCAUGUUGUUCAGAAGUCUCCACCACCUUUACAGCCCGCUAAGCAUGUGUGCAUGGACACAGCCAUCAUAUAUAAUGCUACUAUUCCAAACAGGGGAGACCACAGGCCUGUGGGAGCGCAGCCUGGUGUUUACCUGUACUGCCCACCUCAGCGCUGGCUGAACAACCUCCAGCAUGGCUCAAUUGUAGCCCUGCAUCAUCCUUGCGCUCCUGAGCGGCAGCGAGCUCGUGUGACUGCGCUGGUGCAGUCUUGCCUGCCUGGUUACAUCGUGACAACCCACCCCUGGCUCAGCACCCACAGGCCUGUGGCAUUGGUCUCUUGGGGUCGAACACUGGAGAUGUCCCACGUAACUGCCCCUGAGGUCUGUGACUGGCUAGUCUCGGUAUCUUCCAACCGCCCGCAGCAGCACAGUGACCCAGAGCGGAGUCGGAGAGUGCGCUACAGCCUGCUGUUGACACACGCGGCCCCUCUGCACAGGGAAAAGGAUACUGCACAGGACACGCAUGAAACCACAUCCCAAAUAGAUUGGUUAAAGAAUCUUAAGAGUUGUUGUGAACAGACCCUCUCCCAUCACAAGGAUGGAGUGAUCCGGAGGGAAGAUAAAGACGGAAGGAUUCAAAAAAGAGAAAGGAGAGCUGCACUUCCAGCGCGAGAGGAGUACCAUCCAGAAGAGUCCCACGCACAGCUCAACAAUGAGACUGACCUCCACGGCACUCUGCCCAGCAAACUGAAUGAUACGUUCACACACGCUACAGUGGAAACCAAACGCACUGCUGCAGCAGCCGUGCCAGUGCAGAGCACUGCAAGACCCCGAACGGCAGCGGCUAACGUCAGCCCACCUGCGGAGACAAAGGUGGGCGCAGGAGAACCAAAGAAGGCGGAGGCGCCUGGGACUCAGGAGCAGGAAGGACAUUCCCAGACUGGAGGAGAAGGAGGAGGCGGAGGAUGGGAGCAGGGGAAAGUGACGAGUGCUGAAAAUACGAGAAGCCGCACACACUACUCACACACACUCUCGCACGGGCAGACCCACAGGAAGGCAGGCGCAGGGAGGGGUUCGAGUGGGGACUCCAGCCCCAGGCAGCGGGUAAGAGAGGACACUGAGGAGCAGCAGCGACUGAAGGAGAGGGAGACGGAGGCCCCUGCGGUAGGGGUUGGGGUGGCGGGCAGGGGGUCGGUGGCAGGUGACCGGCGGCCCAUGGCGCGCACAGACGAUGCGGUAUGGGCGGCGGCGGCGCUGGGCUUCCUGCUUGUGCUGCUCACGCUGUCGGUGCUGCACACACGCCUCUACCGCCACUGGCGCACCAUGCCCAGCCUCUACUGGCAUGACAGGACACAGGACUACGACAGUGUGGCAGAUGUGGUCCGACGGAGGCUGAAACUGGCAGGCCGGAGGAAGAGAAGGGUUGGAGCUGGCCGCAGACAGGAAGCUCCUCUCAUAACCAUCUCAAGCACAGAAGAGGACUCCGACUAACUAGCCUUCCUCUUCCUCCUCCCUCCUCUCUUCAUUGACAGGGACUCCUCUGGGCCGAGUGAUGAAUGAUGACUUCUGAAACCAAGCCCAGAGACAGACCCUUCUCUUUCAUAGACUUGAACCCAGAACUGUUGAAGCAGAGUGCACUAUAAUUUUGUAUCCUGCGUGCGGCAACACUUAAGUGAUGAUAGUACCUCAGUAUUUCAGUCUGGAAGAUGUUUGGAGGAUGUUUGUAUAAACAGUAUCCAGGCAGACAUGACUUGUCUUAUUAUUAUACAGCAGUGGUAUACAGGGCGUUGGUGCCCGGUUCUCUUCUCUCUUUCCCGCUAGCAACCAUACCCUCAGUAACAUACAAUAUAGUAGCCUAUAAUUCUUGUUCAAGUUCACUAACAAUGAACUGGUUGGGUUUAGUAAACCCUGAGCACCAAAGGUUCUGUUCUCUGCCAAAGGUACAAAUGUUUUAUUGCUUAUUUGUUAUAAGCACAUGUAACCCUUUGUUUUAGUAUAUUUAAUGGGUUUUGUUGUGAC